Formica exsecta is the source of this 2534-nucleotide messenger RNA. RefSeq lists its product as uncharacterized. The transcript has 5 exons. Gene Ontology annotation, molecular function: DNA binding; protein binding. Gene Ontology annotation, biological process: regulation of transcription by RNA polymerase II. NCBI's taxonomy places the organism in Eukaryota, Metazoa, Arthropoda, Insecta, Hymenoptera, Formicidae. Gene Ontology annotation, cellular component: nucleus. The record is from RefSeq and is a predicted model, not a curated record. Bases 626 to 2239 code for a protein of 537 amino acids.
CACUUGACAAAUGAACGAGGCGGUGGAAACGAAAAGAACGAAUGGAUUCCGAUCGAUUGGAAUUGUGCGGCCAACAAUUUUCGGAGCCGGAUAUUGUCGAGUCGGUUAGUAAAUCUCAAUCUCCCGUGUAAAACGAAGAGCCGGGAGAGAUGCUAAGAGUACGCUCGCGGGAGCGAGAGAAAAGGAGAGGGAGAGAGACAGAGAGAAAGACGCACGCGCGCGAUAGCGACGCGACCCGGCGACGGGACGGAUGAUACUAUGCGUCGACGACCGGCGACGCCGUCGCACAUGCGCGUCCUAACGCGUCCCUGUUCGUUCACCGAUUUCGAUUUUAGUCACUCCCGGGUUCGGCUUCGGAGAAAAUCGUCUCCCGGCCCUCGCGUAACGCACGGCCACCGCCCGAAUUCGUACCGACUGCGAACGUUAACGAUUUCGCUGUUUAGCGAUCCGGAACGAGGACAUCGACGAGAGGGGUAGCGCGUGGCCGAUCUCCGUCCUGUGGACCUUUUUUUAGGAGGAUAUAUCGUAGAGCCAGAGGAAGAUUCACGUCGACCCAAUUUUCGGCGGGAAGGAAAAAAAAACGGUCGCGACGACCUCUACGGACGACAUUAGGGAGAGUCUCGCGAUGAAGCAGGAACCGGAGGACGAGGAGGAUUGUUACUUCGACGAGUCGAGUAUACCGUCGACGUCGCCGCCGGCCUUACUCCCACCACCGCCGACCUUGGCGCCGUCGACGACGACGACGACGUCCGCGUCGUCCGGCCGGCACGGUAGCGUCACGCACCGAGUGCGUUCCCACGCGCGCAGUUUACGCGCCAUGGCGAAUCCCAGCGCUGUCUGGGCGCACUUCGACCUGUGCGCUAACGAUCCGCUGCGCGCACAGUGCCGUAUCUGUGGGGCGGUCGUGGUCAGGGGCGGCGCGAAUCCGCGCCAAUGCGGCACGACGAACUUGCAUCGGCAUCUUAGGGUACACCACGGCGGUAGGCUGAUCGGUCGGCGAUACCACGUUUUACAAUCGACGUCUCAAAGUAAUACAACUGCUAAAACUAUAAGGAUAGCUACGCAGUCCUUAGUGAGACCUCAUAUUCGUAAUAUUGCGCCAGCGCCGCUGCCUCAACAACAGCAAUCACGGCAACCAAAGACUCUUGUAUUAAAAACUAUUCCACUGAAAGUUAAGCAAGUCGCACCUACGACUAUCAAAAUGCCACCGCGACAAACUAAUCAAGGAUUACCACAUAAUGUCGUCCAUCAACAACCUACAGAAGUUUGCUUGAGGUGGAACAGUUACCAUAGUAAUAUGCAAAAUAGCUUCCCAUCGUUGUUAGAUACAGAACAGUUCGUCGAUGUGACCCUAGCAUGCGAAGGGCGAUCUUUGAAAUGUCACAAGAUGAUUUUAUCUUCAUGUAGCGACUAUCUGGCAGAUUUAUUACGGGAGAAUCCGUGUCAACAUCCUAUUAUUCUAAUGAAAGACCUGAAAUUUUGGGAAGUAGAGGCCUUGGUUAAAUUCAUGUACCGUGGAGAAGUUAAUGUAGCUCAUGAUAAGCUGUCACAAUUGUUGAAUGCCGCCGAAGCAUUGCAAGUCAAAGGACUAGCUGGUCCAAGUCCCUCAUCCCAAAACGCAAAACCACCAUUACUUAUACCUCAAUCGAAGCCAUUAUCGUCUCAACUUGUAGUUCCUAGAGGUAUUGCAGAAACCAAAGAAAAUAAAGCAUCACCUCCGAAAGUAUCUACGUCUUCUAGCCCUAAACGUGCGCAAAAGCGACAACAAUCCGAAUCUAUAGAGCCAAGACCUUUCACGAAAAUACGUUUACAGCGACCUGUUACACCUUCGUCUCCGUGUGCAACCGUGAAGAUGGAGCCUUUAGAUAUACCUCUUAGUCCGACGGAGAUAUUUUCACAGAAUAAUGAAGAUGUUACACCUUCCUCGGACUUUGAGAAACUUAUGAGCUUGCAUGAGGAAGAUGAUCCAGGUGGCGAGGAAGUCAAUGAUGGUGAUGAGAGAUUACAUUUUUGUGAACUGCCAGGUCCACCGGAUUUAAACGAUAACGAAGACCAAAUGGAAUUUGUACCUACUGAUUUCUUAGAACAACAACAAGAAAUUGUCGAAGAACCGGAAUCAGGUUGUAAUAGAGACCGUAUUAAAAAGGAUUCUGUCGAUUAUGCUUCCGUUGAUGUCGGGGAAGACAACGGAAUCUCCCAAAACACCAUGCAGCCGUUAAAAGAAAAAAAAGCGGCAUAGUAAAAUGUAAGAAUAUCUUCAUGUAACGAAUCAUGUGCUACAAAUUUUGAUUUAUAUGAAAAUAUCCGUGAUUUGAUUUCUCAAUAUCUUUAAAAUGACGAGGCAUUUUUUAUUACGACAAAAUUCAGAUUUAUUGAGAUAAUACACUAGACGACAUAUGUGUGUGCAAUCAAAUUAUAAAGAGAUUUUUAUUUUCUUGGAAUCUAUGUAUCAAAAAUACUUGACAGAAAAGUUGCUCCUUUAUUUAGUGUCUUGUGCAUCAAACUCUAAUAAAAGAUUAAUAUUUUAUCAUUUA